Messenger RNA from Malurus melanocephalus (red-backed fairy wren), 885 nucleotides. RefSeq names its product paired like homeobox 2B (gene PHOX2B). Bases 1 to 885 code for a protein of 294 amino acids. The transcript is spliced from 3 exons. Lineage: Eukaryota; Metazoa; Chordata; Aves; Passeriformes; Maluridae. Gene Ontology annotation, biological process: regulation of transcription by RNA polymerase II. The record is from RefSeq and is a predicted model, not a curated record. Gene Ontology annotation, molecular function: DNA-binding transcription factor activity, RNA polymerase II-specific; RNA polymerase II transcription regulatory region sequence-specific DNA binding.
AUGUAUAAAAUGGAAUAUUCUUACCUCAAUUCCUCUGCCUACGAGUCCUGUAUGGCUGGGAUGGACACUUCGAGCCUGGCUUCAGCUUAUGCUGACUUCAGUUCCUGCAGCCAAGCCAGUGGCUUUCAAUAUAACCCUAUAAGGACCACUUUUGGGGCCACCUCUGGCUGCCCAUCCCUCACUCCAGGAUCCUGCAGUCUCGGCUCUCUUAGGGACCACCAGAGCAGUCCAUACGCAGCAGUUCCUUACAAACUCUUCACCGACCACGGGGGUUUAAACGAGAAGAGAAAACAGAGGCGGAUCAGAACCACGUUCACCAGCGCCCAGCUCAAGGAACUGGAGAGGGUGUUCGCAGAGACUCAUUACCCUGAUAUAUACACCCGUGAGGAGCUGGCACUCAAGAUAGACCUCACCGAGGCGAGAGUGCAGGUCUGGUUCCAGAACCGCCGCGCCAAAUUCCGCAAGCAGGAGAGGGCGGCGGCGGCGGCGGCGGCGGCCGCCAAGAACGGGGCGGCCGGCAAGAAGUCCGACGCCUCCCGCGACGACGAGAGCAAGGAGGCCAAGAGCACCGACCCCGACAGCACCGGCGGCCCCGGCCCCAACCCCAACCCCGCUCCCAGCUGCGGCGGAGGCGGUGGCGGCGGACCCAGCCCCGCCGCCGGGCAGGGAGCGGCAGGGCCCGGCGGGCCGGGGGGCGAGCCGGGCAAGGGAGCGGCGGGGCCUGGCGGGCUGGCGGCGGCGGGGCCAGGGCAGGGCUGGGCGCCGGGGCCCGGGCCCAUCACCUCCAUCCCCGACUCGUUAGGCGGCCCCUUCGCCAGCGUCCUCUCCUCGCUGCAGCGGCCCGGAGGCACCAAAGGCAGCCUCGUCAAGAGCGGCAUGUUCUGA